UCUGUGGAGAGUAACAACAUGGCUCCCUGAGGGAAGGCGCUGAGUGCGCAGGCGCCAAGGCCGCUCCUGCUCUCGGGGCGCCGUCAAGCCUUCCUCUCCGGCAUGAGCCAAAGCAACGCCGCCGUCUUGGCCCCGCCGGGCCCGGCUUCCCGCGCCCUCCAUGUGGAGCUCCCUUCCCAGCAGCGGCGUCUUCGUCACUUGCGGAACAUUGCAGCACGGAACAUUGUUAAUAGGAAUGGCUUUUGCCUCUUGGAUACCUACUUCACCCUUCAUUUGUGCGAUACUGCAAAAAUAUGUAAAGAAUUCUAUAAAAGUGAAGUGAUCAAGAAUUCUCUGAACCCAACAUGGAGAAGUCUUGACUUUGGUUUAAUACCUGAUCGUCUUGAUACAUCUGUGUCCUGUUUUGUGGUGAAGAUAUGGGGUGGCAAGAAUGACACCUACCAGCUAUUGAUUGAAUGGAAGGUCAAUCUAGAUGGACUGAAAUACGUGGGCCAGCAGAUCCGUGCUCGUAGCCCUAAUGAAAUAAUUUUUGGGCUGAAUGAUGGUUAUUAUGGAGCCUCGUAUGAACAGAAGGGCCACUCAGGAACACAGAAGAAUAAUCUUCUCCAAGUGGAUCAGAAUUGUGUUCGCAACUCCUAUGAUGUCUUUUCCCUGCUUAGGCUCCACCGGGCCCAAUGUGCAAUCAAACAGACUCAGGUAACCGUUCAGAAAAUAGGAAGAGAAAUCGAAGAGAAGCUGAGGCUUACGUCUACAAGCAAUGAGCUGAAAAAAGAGAGUGAGUGUUUACAGUUGAAGAUUUUGGUGCUUCGAAAUGAGCUGGAGAGGCAGAAAAAAGCCCUGGGCCGAGAGGUGGCCUUAUUACAUAAGGAACAAAGUACACUAUUUGACAGAGGAAAUGUGUUUGAGGAGGAAUAUCGGCAGCUCAUGCUGGACAAAGAACCCCUUCAAGAGUUGAGGAAAGAAUGCACUGCUAGGAGAGAGCAGUUCUUGAAGACGAAUGCACAACUGACCAUCAGAUGCAGGCAAUUACUUUCAGAGCUUUCCUAUAUUUACCCUAUUGAUACAAAUGAUCAAAAGGAUUAUUUUAUUUGUGGAGUCAAGUUGCCCAAUUCUGAAGACUUUCAAGCAAAAGAUGAUGGCAGCAUCGCAGUCGCGCUGGGUUACACUGCUCACUUGGUCUCCAUGAUUUCCUUCUUCUUGCAAGUGCCACUCAGGUAUCCCAUAAUUCACAAGGGCUCCAGAUCUGCAAUCAAAGAUAAUAUUAAUGACAAGCUGACAGAGAAAGAAAGAGAGUUCCCGUUAUAUCCAAAAGGAGGAGAGAAACUACAGUUCGAUUAUGGCGUCUACCUUCUCAACAAAAACAUUGCACAGCUUAGAUACCAACACGGGCUGGGAACGCCGGAUUUAAGGCAAACGCUCCCCAAUCUGAAAAACUUCCUCGAACAUGGCCUCAUGGUCAGAUGUGAUCGACACCACAUUUCCAGCGCCAUUCCAGUUCCAAAGAGACAAAGUUCUACCUUCGGGGGCCUGGAUGUGGGCUUCUCCAGCAGCCAUCCUUCCCCAGACAAAAGCCUCCGGAAACGAGCCAACUCGGAGAACGAGAGACUGCAGUACAAGACUCCCCCUCCGAGUUACAACUCCGCUUUGACCCAGCCCAUUGCCAUCGUAGGAGACGCUGAGAAGAAGGUCGGAUCUUUACCCUCCUCAUUAGAUACCUCCCUUGACUUCUCGAAGGAAAGCAAAAAGGGGGAUCUGUGUAACAGUUUAAACGGGGGAAAUGGGAGCCCGAAGCUUUCCCGAGAUCAGCAGGAAUCCCUCCUGGCCUCCUCUCGUGCAAUAAAUGGUGCUGCCUUGCCCAGCGAGCGUCCUCACGGCGCAACCCUUGAGCAAUCGUGCACCUUCCGCGGCCCCCUCGGGGCUGACCUCCUUUGCACGGUUGAGCAAGCGGAAGAGAUCAUGGGCAUGGAAGCCACUGGGUUUGGCACUGGAGACCAGCUGGAAGCCUUUAACUACAUCCCGGUGGACCACGCCGUGGCGGUGGAGUGUGACGACCAAGUCCUAGGGGAAUUUGAGGAGUUCUCCCGGAGGAUCUGUGCACUGAACAAGGAUGCCCCCACUUUCCGCAGGCCCCGGAAGGGUUCUGACAAAUGAGCUGUGGACACCGUGGUGGGAGUAAGGGUGGCACGUCGCAAAGGUGAAACUAUGUACCUGGAAGGAAGAUUCAAACUUGCACUUGAGGAAGGGUUGGGGAAGAACGCUUGCUAUGGUUUUGGGAAGUUGGAUUUGAUUAAACACAAUCAUGAUAUAUCCACUCUGCAGGUAAACAAUUAGUGCUUCCUAUCCUGGUUUUAUUUUCCAAAUUCUCUGGUAGUUGCAUCGGGCCAUUUUGUGUAUUGUCUGCUUUGGUUUUAUUGUUUUGAUUCCUUUCAAACUUCCAGAGGGGUGAGGGGAAGUUAUCGAAGUCCAACGUUUACCCUGAGGCAAGCAUGCACGUUAUCUUACCCUUCUCAGCCAUUCGCUGCAUUUGGCCAGAUCUUGCAACUCUUCCUGGCUCAGGAGCAUGCGCAAGCAGUUUUCUUCGUUUAGGAAACAAGUGGUAAACUUCGCAAGGAGACCCGUUGCUCUGAAAGCCCUGGCAAAAUCCUGUAUCUCCAUGCAGUUUUAGUUUCUCCAUUCCUACACCGCUCUUGUGUCCAGCAGUCACACCAAGGAAAUGAACGGAAAGAAUUCAUCCAGGAAAGAAUUCUUGCCUAAAUCCCCCAUGGCAUUUUAGGGGGUUGUGUAGCGAGGUAUGCCCAGUGAACUCUUCCCAUUGCAGCCAGAUAGAAAAUUUAUGCCACGGCAAUGCAGUCUUACCAUUGGGUAACCGACUCAUCUCCAGUUUAGGAAAAAAAUAUGAUUUGUCUUGACUGUCCAGACAUGCUAUGAAAGAUGCUGCUUUUCAACUUAUGGUAUCUUUUCCUCCCUUUUGGGAGACAGUUCAAGAAUACGAGUGGUGUGCCUCAUGGGAACACAAUGAAAUAGCCCCGAGGCACAUUGUGAUUAUGAUUACUCUUACUACUAUUUUAUGCCUUCCAUGUUGGGACGAUUUAUGGAGAUGCAAACCAAACCUCUUGUAUCUGGUGUCAGCCACACUCAAAUUGACACCUUGUUGGGUUGACUAUUUUUUAAAAUCAGCCAAACCAUCCAUUCAGUUGUCUUCAAACACUGAUCCGUGGGACAAGUCUGACUCUAGAUGAGGUAGUUUACCACUGGCGCACGAGUUUCCAACUGCACUAACGUAACGAGUGGAUUUUGUGGUCUGCUUGAGAUUCCUGACGAUAUGCAUUUUGGAGUUCGGAUGCGUCUGGCUCUUGCUUUCUACCUUGUAUUACCGAAAGUCUGGGCUCAGUGGUGAGCUCAUAAAUACAAAUAUAUAAAUAUAUAUAUAUAAAUACAAAAUAUAUAAAUAUGUAUUACAGAAUAAAAAUUUAAUUUACUUCA
Molecule: messenger RNA, 3483 nt
Organism: Anolis sagrei ordinatus
Lineage: Eukaryota; Metazoa; Chordata; Lepidosauria; Squamata; Anolidae
Gene: UVRAG
Product: UV radiation resistance associated
Biological process (GO): SNARE complex assembly
Cellular component (GO): endosome; lytic vacuole
Molecular function (GO): SNARE binding
Source: RefSeq, a predicted model, not a curated record